Molecule: messenger RNA, 1414 nt
Organism: Dendronephthya gigantea
Lineage: Eukaryota; Metazoa; Cnidaria; Anthozoa; Malacalcyonacea; Nephtheidae
Exons: 7
Coding region: 812-1414 (200 amino acids)
Molecular function (GO): DNA-binding transcription factor activity
Source: RefSeq, a predicted model, not a curated record
CGUUAGAUCAUAUCGAACUAACGUACAUGACGUCAUAAAUUUAAGAGCACAGGAAGUGCAAAACCGGAAGUCAGUCUAUAAUGGCGGGGAAAGCGGGGGAUUUAAAUUUUUUGCGGGAAUUAGGAAAUAGCGAUAAAUACGACGCAUUAUAUUAGUAUAAACAAGAAUUGUUAGAAUGGAAGAAGAAAAGUUACUUCUGUUUUCGACGAAAGAUGAAUUGCUGAAUGCGUUUGAGGAAUUUAAAAGAGAUACUUGUAGCGGAUGGCGAUGUGUGGGAAAAGAGAAGAAUUUUGACAUGGAUGUAAACGAAAUUAUCAAAGCUGCAAAGGAUACUUCAAGGAUCAAAUGGUCAAUAUCCGCUAGGAAUGAGGGAGUAGCAUUUGAAUUUGAUGGUGUGCCAAUUAUGUCUGCUGGUACUGUCAGAUUUCAUUGUCACCAGGGUGUUGAUAUAGAUUUAGUCCAGAAAAAUAAGAGGAAACAAAAGAAAGAUGAAAUGCAGGAACAAGACCAUGUAUUUUUGAAAAGGAGAACAUUAAUACAACCAUCAAAAAAAUUAGGUUGUCCUAGCAAAGUGUAUUUCUCAAGGAUUCUGAAAUUUCCAGAUUACAAGGUCCAGGUGGGUCCUAAUGGUAAAAAGCCUGAUAGGCAGAUGAGAUCAAUGGCAUCAUCCUUGAAAGCAAACAUUCAAGAUAGAAAAGUAAAAACAAUUGUUUAGCAAUUUGCCCUCAAAUUACCAGGAAAGAACAGCCAUCAGUACCAUGCUAUUGAAGGAGAAAGUGCCAAUCUUCGCGAACCAAUCGAUGAUACCAUUAUGAAGAAGAUUCGACAAUUGCAUCAGGUCGGAGUUAAAAAUGUUGCUGAAGUCCAACGACACGUCAAGGACUAUGUUCAAAAUGAAUUGUUUCGAGGUGACCAACCACCUUCUCCAUCCCGCAGAAGAUAUUACCCAACAACCGAGGAUAUACGCAACAUAUUAAAUACGCAACGUACAGGUGCUUGGCAAGCGAACGAUGAUCAAGAAAAUCUUGGCAUCUAUUGUGAAAAAUGGCAAGAAAAUAACAUAAACGACUCGAUAUUCUACAGGCCAUCAAUAAAAGACAAGGAUAAAUUUUUAUUCAUAUACCGAUCUGCGUGGAUGAAAAGGUUGCUUCUGCUGUAUGGUCAAGAGAUGUGCCUUUUAGAUGCGACUUAUCGAGUGUGCAGGUAUGCAGUUCCACUGUUUUUUAUUUGUGUUCGUGGAAAUGUUGGCUACAUUGUCGUGGCGGUGUUCAUACCGGAAAAUGAAGAUACAGAGUCAUUGGAAGAAGUGCUGGAAAAAAUAAAAUUGUUCAACCCAGGAUGGAAUCCAAGGAAUUUUUUAGUUGAUUUUUCAAUGGCUGAGAUUGCUGCAAUUGAAAAAACACUGCCACGUUAG